AUGCAAGCCUACGCAUUGAUGUCUCGCAAUCGUGUCAAUUGCCGCUUCUCAGCAAAAGAAGAUAAGCAUCUUACUGAUCUCGUCAAUCGUUAUGGAGAGAAUGAUUGGAAGACAAUUGCAAAUAAGAUGCCUGGAAGAAAUAAAAGGCAAUGCAAAGACAGAUGGACAAGAUAUUUAUCUCCAAAUGUCAAUAAUGGUCCAUGGACAGAAGAAGAAGAAACUAAACUAUUAAGUUUAGUUACAGCUUUAAAUCAUAGAUGGACAGAGAUUGCAAAGCAUUUCCAAGGAAGAAAUGAUAGUCAAGUUAAAAACAAAUAUCAUAUUUUAACUACAAAAACCCUCAAGGAGCAGCCCACAACAACAAUCAAUGUUGAAAAAAUUGCAACAAGCUUGCCAAAGGAAUCAUCCAGCGGAUCUGAAUUCGAAAUAAACGAGUUCCAAUUUGAUGAUCUCAUGAAAUCAAUGAAUGAUUCCAAUUUUGAUAUCUUUAAUUUCACUCUUCUCUAA
This is a messenger RNA of Trichomonas vaginalis G3, 507 nucleotides long. Its product is annotated as RNA polymerase II transcription regulator recruiting protein. NCBI's taxonomy places the organism in Eukaryota, Parabasalia, Trichomonadida, Trichomonadidae. The transcript has a single exon. The record is from RefSeq and is a predicted model, not a curated record. Bases 1 to 507 code for a protein of 168 amino acids.